Messenger RNA from Nelumbo nucifera (sacred lotus), 950 nucleotides. Its product is annotated as transmembrane family 220 helix protein. The record is from RefSeq and is a predicted model, not a curated record. Lineage: Eukaryota; Viridiplantae; Streptophyta; Magnoliopsida; Proteales; Nelumbonaceae.
CUUUUUAAAACUUUCGGCUGGAAAACAAACAACAUCUAAUAUAUGUAUAUAUAAACAAAAUUACUAGUAGUUGGUUGCCGAAAAGGUUGACUGUUAUAUGACUGGAUGAGAUGCCUCGCCAAGCUCCCAACUCCGGGAAGAAAAUGGGUAGACCUGCAAGGCUGUUCGCUUCAUGCUCCCUGUUAUUGGCUUCUCUUUUCGCUUACUCGGCAUCAGUUCAACUGGACGACCCAGAUUGGUAUUUGUGGCUUCCUCUUUAUGCCUGUGCUUCAGUUGUUAAUUUGGUUCGCGCCACCUUCAAAUCCAAAACAAUCAGUCGUCGAAUAGCCAAAUUUGCUUUCUGCCUUGGAGUAUCGUUGCUGUUGAAGGUUGUGAUGGAAGCUUAUUUACAUGGAUUAGCUGGAUUUUGGUCCUUGGAUCUGAGGAAGAGGGUUGUGAGAGAGAAAAUGGGGAGCUUUUUUGUUGUAAUUUCCAUGUUCCUGCAGUUGGAAGCUUUAUCAAUUCAGAAAAAAGAUCCACUACCAGCAGACAAAAUGGUGGUUCCGACGCAUGUUGACUUUGGGAUGGCAAUUUUGGUAGCUGUAAGUURCGUCCUAUCCUUCGUUUUCUUUGUGUUCGUUAAAGAAGACAUGGAGCUGUGAACGGAGGUAUCCUUUURUGCGGUUACAGGAACCAACAACUUAUGCCAUUUUACCCUAACUAGAUUAUACCUCUAUAUAUACAGAUUGCAAUGCUUAUUUUCUAUCAAUGUUGUUUAUUGAUGUAUGUGUAUAGACAGCUUUGACCUUUUUGGUGCUUUGGAUGUUUCCUAUUUCCCAUUUCCUGUGUGCGUGCGGAAUAAAUUUCAAAAGCAAAAGAGACAUGACAUAUUUACCAUAGGAAUUUAGGCCUGUUUGAUUUGCAGAAAUAAAGAAUCAGAAUAGGAAUUGGCCAUUUUGAUUCAAACUGUU